Thlaspi arvense is the source of this 1973-nucleotide messenger RNA. Lineage: Eukaryota; Viridiplantae; Streptophyta; Magnoliopsida; Brassicales; Brassicaceae. The record is from the annotation of a GenBank genome assembly.
CUUAAAUGUCUGGAAGAAUAUAAUUUUAACAAAAUUAAUUUCUUUCGCCUCUUCAAUGUUUUGAAUAAUUUUUUUUUCCUCUUCCAUUUUCUCCUCUGAUCUCCCUCUCUUCUCUGCAUCCCUCUCCCUCUCUUCUGAUCGAGUUUUACUGAUUCGAUUUUCACUUGUUGAUCUGAUAUGAUUUGAUCUGAGAUGCUGAAGGGAUGUCAAAAACUUGCAUGCCUUAGCACUUUCAAUCUUCAGCUUUUGCUCUGCCGCGCAACAAUGGCGGUUUUCGGUGGCGCUGUUUUUUGCUCUGCCGCACUUUCAAUCUUCAACACGAAUUCCGUUCAAUCAUCCGUCCUCUCCGAUUCUCUUCUGUGGGAUACCUCCGACGACGCCGGGCCUGCUCGGAUUUCUAGUGAUUGGAAGACGGCGAAGGCUUAUUGUAAGAGUGGAGACACAUGUGAAGGUGAAGUCGAAGGCUUCAAUGGCGGAGGCUUACUUUUAAGCCCUUCACGUUCUUGUAAAGAGCCUCAGAAAAGCAUUCAUGAGAUAGCCAAGAUUUUGGUCGGUUCAACACUUUCUCCAAAGUAUUCACAAAAUGUUAAUGUCGGUGAUGUAUUCACCGGAAGAGUAGAUUCUGUUGAGGACUAUGGUGCCUUUAUCCACUUGCGCUUCGAUGAUGGACUAGUGCAUGUCUCUGAAGUCUCUUGGGAUUAUGUUCAAGAUGUUAGAGAUGUUCUACGUGAUGGUGCUGAGGUUCGGGUGAUAAUAACAAAUGUUGACAAAGAGAAAUCAAGGAUUACACUAUCAAUCAAACAACUGGAAGAUGAUCCUCUUCUAGAAACAUUGGACAAAGUGAUUUUGAAGGACAGCUCUACUGGAUCUCCUUCGCCGAGCUCCAACAAUAGUGAUGCAAUUGAACCUCUUCCAGGUCUUGAAACAAUACUUGAAGAGCUAUUACAGGAAGAAGCGAUAGAAGCAGUGAGAAUCAAUCGGCAAGGAUUUGAGAAGAGUGAUGUUAAGAUGGGCUUUAAAAUGCUCACGGGCCAAACCGCAGGAUUUCUGUUUUUAAACAUGUCACGUGAAUUUUGUCCGGAGCGACCUUUGUUCGGCGGCGCAAUUUCCAGCGCCUUCCCUCAAAGAUUCGAGGAUGCGAGUAACAUCAGACAAGUUCCAGAUCAUCAGGAAGUGUUUGUGGAUCCUUCAAGGGAUGAGAGUUUGAUAUUUGAGCUUUUGGAUUUCAAGACUGAGGUUGGUGACAAUGGCAGUGCUUCUUGGUUCCUUCAUGAUCUCGCUCGUGAGCAAGAGGCCGAAGGUUUCAAGUUGAUCGAGCAAUCAGAGAUCAUUGAGGCUCCUGGACUUUCUUUUAGAAACAUCCCUGCCGUUGCGACAACUGCUAUUGGAGAGAUGGCUAUAUCCAAAGGAAGACAGGGAAGAGAAGCACAGAACCUACUGAGGGUCUAUGUGGCAAAUCUUCGUCUUAAGGGAGUUGAAACAGAUGUCUUAGUGGCUGCAUAUGAACCUAUUCUCAUCAACCCUUUGAGCGAAAGUGCGAAUGCUGUAGGAUCUGGUUUAGCUGUACCAGCUUCACAAUCUGGAAUUAUGCCAAUGUGUGAUGUCAUUAAGCAAUCGCUCUCUACCUUCAGAGUCAAUGACUGGAGUCUUUUCGGUUCCUCUGCUUGAGUCUAUGCUUCAUCAGCAAAAAAAAAACGGGAACGAUGCAAAUCUGCCUAUUGGUGUAAUCUUGGUUUCGGUUUUUAAUUUUGGGAGUUCGGUUCUUUUUGGUUUAAAUAGCUUCUCAUGUGGUUUGACGUUUAUUCCAAUUUGGGUUAGUCGACUGAGAUGGAAUCUUAGAGCUUCUUCUGUUUAAGCAUAUUGUUUUUGUUGUUGCUCUUUAGCUUUUUGGUUAAUGAAAAAAAGAGUUUAUUCUCAAAUCCCUUGUUCUUCAUUUUUUUUGGUAUUUACAGCAUCUAACAAUCAUAUAUUCA